Molecule: messenger RNA, 2266 nt
Organism: Pieris brassicae (large cabbage white)
Lineage: Eukaryota; Metazoa; Arthropoda; Insecta; Lepidoptera; Pieridae
Product: actin-like
Exons: 3
Coding region: 111-1214 (367 amino acids)
Source: RefSeq, a predicted model, not a curated record
ACAAGAUGACAACUAUACAAUAUUCAAACGCGUGAUAUUUUUUAUGUAUUAUAUUCGGAGAGGUUGUACGGACGAGUUUUGUGAUAAAUUUCCUACAUCCUAAAUCCCGGAUGGCGUUCGAGAAACCCGCUAUCGUAUUAGAUAACGGCAGUUACAUUAUGAAGGCAGGAUUUGCAUGCGAUAACCACCCGGUAUCGAUGUUCCGAACCUUAGUAGGACGCCCGAGCUAUUUGCACGGCAGCUACGGCCGGGAACCCUACGACGUCUUUAUUGGCGACGAUGCGAUCGCCAAAAUAGACGACCUGGAAUUGACUAGUCCCAUAGUAAACGGAAAAAUAAUACACUGGGACAACAUGGAGAGGAUAUGGCAUCACGUUUUCUAUAGGGAGCUGAAGGCCGCGCCGGAAGACAGGGCGGUCAUGUUGGCUUGUGGCAACUCUUCAACCAUAGACGAAAAAAUAAAAUGCUGCGAAGUAUUUUUCGAAGUACUAAAUUCCCCUGCGCUUUGCAUUCAGUCACAGAGUGUUUUAUCGAUGUAUGGUUCCGGUUUUACGACCGGUAUUUGCGUUGACAUCGGUCAUGACACUACCGACAUAAGUCCGGUGUUCGAGGGUGGUCAAAUAAAAUAUGCUCACAUCCAGACGGGCCUGGCAGGCGUUCAAAUAUCGAACUAUAUAAAACGAAGUUUGCUUGAACGUGAUUUAGCAGACGCCAUUAAGAGUCCCACCGAUAUCGAUAGUAUAUUAAGAGAAUUGUACAUAACCCGUGAUGCAGCUAUGCCAAGUAGCUGUUACGAAAGACGGCUAAAUAGUCCGUGUGGCGAUAUAGAGCUUUGCAAUGAAGCGUUUAUGGCUGGUGAAAUGCUAUUUCAACCAGAUGUUAUAAUGGAAAAGAAAACGAAUUAUUUACCCCUGCAUGACGCGGUCGUGACGGCGUCAAUGAAGUGUGAUUCGGAGAUUAGUUCGGAAUUAUAUGAGGCAAUUGUUCCUUGUGGUGGAUUAGCGAUGAUUCCAGGUCUUAAUGCGAGAUUACAAACAGAGCUAGAGGAACAGCUUAACCGACCUGUCAAUAUUUUAUCAUCACCCGAGGCGUACUCUAUAUCCUGGUUGGGUGGCGCCACCUUUGCUGGACUCCCUGACGCUAAGAAAAUGUGGGUGACUCAAAAACAGUAUGAGGAAUACGGUGUUAAAAUAAUAAAGAAUAAAUUUAUGUGACAAUAAUUACGGAAUUACAACUCCAAUCAUUGAUAAAUAAAAUAUAGAAAAACAUAAUACUUCACGUCUCUCCGUGUAUAAUUGGAUUGCACUGUUUCUGCGAUACACUUUUUAAUACGCCAGUUGUUAAUCUGCUAAUUAUUAUCUGAUACAUGCAUGCAUAUUUUUUUAUAAUAUUUGCCUUCAACGAAAGGAUACGAUUCAAAUAUCAAUUGGUGCACAUCGUUUAUUUGGAAGCAUGACCACGGGUUUGAGUCGCCUGCUUUAACCGCUAGGCCAUUAGUAAGUUUAUAUCAAAAUGUCAUUUAUUCAUCUAGGUACAAUUUGUACUUAUGUAUAUCAAUUUACGCCUUUCAUUAUCUUAUAGCGGCAUUAGUGUCCACACAUUGUUAUCAUCUUUGUAUUCUUGAACUGUGUAAUAUCAUUUUUUAUUAGGGUUUCCUUGAUGUAAGGUUUAAACUUAUGUACCGGAAGUUUGGUUACGUGAUCUGGAAUUUUCUUAUAUAUCUGUAUACAUUUCCCCAUGAAUGAGUGAGCAGUUUUAUGAAGUCUGAAAGCUGGAAAAGCAAGUCUAUUCCUACAUACCCAUUCUUGUGUUUAAAUUGUGACAGUCACUGAGCUUUAGCAAUGUAUUUAUAUUUUUAUAAACGUUCAUAAUAUUUUCAUACACAUAUUGGGAGGUAACUGUUAAAAUACUGAUUUCUUUAAAUUCACUUAGCAUUUAUAUAUGUACUGCUCUUUUUUGUAAUACAACAUUUAUCUUGAAUAUCGGCAGCUAAUAUAUAUAUGCUGUGCCGUAAAUUAUUCUUCCAUUAAGCAUGAAAGGGAAACAUACAAGCUGUUAUAUUAUUUAACUAUAGCAGGGUACUUAGAAGAGUAGUCAUUAAUCACCCACGGGAGAAAGCCAUGUUAUCUUUCGAGCUUUGUCUAUGAUCACGCUCUGUAAGAGGCUCAUAGAAUUUUGCUUAUUCAUGUUUAAAGGUAUUUUGGUAUUAAAUUAAUUUAAUGAAUCUUUGUAAGUUUUUUUGUAGGUAUUUAUGGACAAAGCUUCG